Messenger RNA from Carcharodon carcharias (great white shark), 1420 nucleotides. It is a transcript of the gene anxa1a, whose product is annotated as annexin A1a. The transcript has 13 exons. Lineage: Eukaryota; Metazoa; Chordata; Chondrichthyes; Lamniformes; Lamnidae. The record is from RefSeq and is a predicted model, not a curated record. Gene Ontology annotation, cellular component: plasma membrane; cytoplasm. Gene Ontology annotation, molecular function: calcium-dependent phospholipid binding; phospholipase A2 inhibitor activity; cadherin binding involved in cell-cell adhesion. Gene Ontology annotation, biological process: regulation of cell shape; positive regulation of G1/S transition of mitotic cell cycle; positive regulation of wound healing. Bases 173 to 1186 code for a protein of 337 amino acids.
AUGACGAACCAAUCACAUUGGAAGGCCAGUCAUAAAUGACCUCAUUGGGUGUGGUAAUGGUAUAAAUAUACCUCACACAGCUAGCCUGUUUGACUUGUGAUUUGCUUUAUCCUUGUAAGGGUGUUGUUAUUUCCUACAGGGCUUAAAUAGCAGUUGAGCAGCACCACAGAAAAUGGCAUCUAAUCUUGUCAGUGUAUUCCUGCAGCAAGCCAUGCAAUCUAAUUAUCCUUCCCCCAGUGGACCAACAAUUACUCCAUUUCCUAACUUUGAUGCAAAUGCUGAUGCUGUUGCAUUAAAUAAUGCACUCCAUGCAAAAGGCGUGGAUGAAGAAACCAUCAUUCAUAUUUUGACAACACGGACCAAUUGGCAGCGGCAACGAAUAGCAGCAGAUUAUCAACAAAGUGUAGGAAAGCAACUGAAAGAUGUCUUGAAGAGUAAACUGUCCAGCAAACUGGAGAUUGUUGCACUUGACUUACUGCAAACUCCAGCCCAGUUCGAUGCACAUCAGUUGCAUUCUGCAAUGAAGGGUUUAGGUACUGAUGAAGACUGUCUGGUAGAGAUCCUGGUAUCUAGGAGCAACAAAGAAAUAAAGGAGAUUAUUAAAGCCUACAAAGAAGAAUUCAGCAGUGACUUGGAGGAACGGAUCAAGUCAGAUACAUCUGGGGAAUUCCAAAAAGCUUUGAUUGCACUACUUAAGGCAUCCAGAGAUGAAAGUUGUGCAGUGGAUCAUGAUCUUGCUGAUGACGAUGCAAGGGCCUUAUACGAAGCUGGUGAGAAAAGAAAAGGAACUGAUGUUGACACCUUCAUUAAAAUCCUUACAAGCAGAAAUUCUGCACACAUGCAGACAGUGUUUGAGAGGUACACCAAGUACAGUAAACAUGAGGUUGAUAAGGCCUUGGAUCUUGAACUGAAAGGGGACAUAGAAAAUGCUCUCAUAUCUUUGGUAAAAUGCACAGGAAACAAACCAGACUACUUCGCUGAGAAACUGUAUAAUUCAAUGAAGGGCUAUGGCACCAGAGAUAAAAUGUUGAUCAGAAUUCUGAUUUCCCGUUCUGAAGUGGAUUUGAAGGACAUCAAAGUGGCAUACAAAGCAAAAUAUGGAACAACCCUUUACAAAGCCAUCAAGGAUGACACCAAGGGAGACUACGAGAAAAUCCUGCUGGCUCUAUGUGGAAGUAAUGAAUGAUUAACAGAUGCUGAUCAAAGUGUCUGUGGAUAUGUUUGUUUUCAGCGAAGUUGUAUAAUUAAUGAAGCAAUGAAGCUAAUUCUAAAGUUGUUGAGUCAUGAUAUAAAUAUUGGCACAACAUUGAAUAUCCUGUUGGUGCAAAUAAAAUGUUCUGAAUUAAUCUUUCUUUUUGGAACCUGCCAUGCCAAUUGUUGCCCUCUUGAACACAUACAAUUAAAUAUAUGUUUAACUGCA